GGCGCCUCUGAACUGGGUAUCUCAGUUGGUCCGAUAAUAUCACAGCCAAAUUUGAGAGAACACGUCCUGAGGACAACUCCUAUGAACCUGCUUGCUGUCUUUAUUGCAUGAAAAUGGUAAAGGCUCCUGCUGCAGUGUCUAUGGAUUAAAAGCAGCCUAGUGAAUAUUGGUGACGACUUCUCCUCUGUGUAGCAAGAUGGGGAACGGAUUUUCAGAUCAUCACUUCCUCUUCCCCUGCCUGCCGUCCUUCCAGGCUUUCCACAUUGUCAUUCUAGGACUGGACUGUGCAGGCAAAACCACUGUACUGUACCGCCUGCGUUUCAAUGAGUUUGUGAACACUGUACCAACUAAAGGUUUUAACACAGAGAAGAUCAAAGUGUUAAUCGGAGGAAGUCGACAGACAGUGUCUUUCCAUUUCUGGGAUGUAGGUGGUCAGGAGAAGCUGCGUCCUCUGUGGCGCACUUACACACGCUGUGCUGAUGGCAUCUUGUUUGUGGUGGACUCAGUGGAUGUUGAGCGCAUCGAGGAGGCCAAGACAGAACUGCACAAGAUCACACGGCUGGCAGAGAACCAGGGAGUGCCAGUCCUGGUGGUGGCUAACAAACAGGACCUGAGGAACUCACUCAGCCUGGCUGAGAUGGAGAGCAUGUUGGCUCUAGGUGAGCUCAACAUUGCCACACCCUGGCACCUUCAGCCUGCUUGUGCUAUCAUUGGUGAGGGGCUGCAUGAAGGUCUGGAGAAGCUACAUGCCAUGAUCAUGAAGAAGAGAAAGAUGCUGCGGCAACAGAGGAAGAAGAGAUGAUGUGCUCACAGCAGGAACUAUAAAAUGUGAGGUGGAUCUACAUAAGAACUUCUAUGAGUUGCAUACAGUCUGCUGUUCUAUUGUGACAAGUAAUUUGGCUGCCAUUUCAAGUCUGAUUGGCAGAGUUUAAUUGUUCCAGUGGAACUAUUUGUUCAGGUCAGCCAGUGUAUGGCUCCGACCGAGAUGUGAGAUUGAUUUUUUCCUGUGGACUUGGGAUGCCAACAGUCUGUUUAGCAAGGAGUCAUUUGUCAAGGGAGUCCAGUAUCAGGCUACAUACAUACAUGCAGCAGCAAGCUAUGAAGUUUACAUUGAGCUCUUACGAGGAGACAAUGAGCUCUGUCCUGCCUGUUUUGUGUUAUUUGCUCAAAUAUCUGCUGCUUAUCUGUUAAAAACAAUCAGUCUUUAUAAUUUUAUUUUACCAAAGCUUGUGUAAGCAAAUUAAUCAAUACUGCAUAUGUUAGUACAGGAUCAAGUAUUUUGUAUUCAUGUUGCACAGCAGGGAUUAGUCAAGAAGUUCACGUUAAGACUAAUGAUUUACUAAGAACGGGUUGCACAAUGAUCCCAAUACAUGCAGACAUGUAAAAUGGCUGUUCAUGAUGUAAACAUUUAUUUAUCACGAGCCAACAUAUUGUCAGCCCAGCCACAGUGAUAGCAAAAUGUGUCAGUGCGUUUAAAACAUUAGAUUUUGGUGUCAAUUACUCUGAAUGAAAAAGGGAGAGGGCUUCUUUCUAGAACCAUCACUUUAUACCAACAGGAAGUCAAGAGCAGAAUGGGGGAGAUGUCAAGUUUCUCCACUGAAAGUAGCCUUGAAAGAGCAGAAUGCAGGGGAUAGCAGACUGUUCCUCUAUGCCAGAUUGGGAUCUUUGUUACAGUAAUUAAUGCAGGUCAUACAACAGUUAAUAAUAGAAAGUUUAGUAAUAUAGUAACAGUAAAAUGAGGUACAAUACAAUCAUCUUAAAUUUGUUAUUUAUUAGAUUAUAUUAUUAAGGGCUGUUAUUGGGACUAGACCUAUAAAUUUUCCUGGCUGGUUGUACAACAUAUAUUGGCCAAGCUAAUUGCAGAUAUUGUGGUGUCAUAUGUCAGCUCUUAAGUAAUGAGCAAUGACAGUACAGAAAUGCCAAAUAUAUGGUUGAGGUAAUUUGGAGAAAAAGUUUUGUUAAAAAGUGACUAUCUGAUAUUCAGUUCAAUUCAGUUUUAUUAAUCAAGCCCAAUAUCACAAAUCACAAUUUCCAUCAAAGGCCUUUAGAGCACACGCCAUCCCUCUGUCCUUAGACCGUCACAGCAGAUAAGGAAUGAGCGAAUAUAUUGAUCAAGUCACCUAAUCUAUGUCGCUUUGUUACCUGAGAGUUAACUACCAUUUGUUUAAGGUAUGUUAGCUUGCUAGCAGGGCUUGGUAUAUUUUAAAAUGUGUCUCUACUAGUGGUACUGAGAGUUUUAGCAUCAUAAUCAAAAUUAUACUUUUUUUUAGGGAUGAACUGAUUCAUCGGCUACAGAUUGGUAUUGGACAAAAUUUGCUUUGUUGGCUGCCAUCGGCCUAUCAGCAAGUAAGAUGAUAUUCACCGAUGGCAGUGGCCGAAGUUUUUAUGUUGUGUCACAUCAAUUUUGCGCAUGCUAAAAAGCAGGACUCCAGACUUAUGUCGGGGACAAUAGAAAACGUGUUUGGGAUGGACAGAGAACUUCUCUGGGAUGCCGUCAGGACGAAAAGACAAAAUAAACUGACUAUUGAAACCUCAGGGGAUGCACCCUGUUGUUUCCGUGGUAAUGCUACAUUGUGAAAACAAAUCAGUGUUGACAUCAACAGGAAGAGGGCUAGUUAACGUUAGCUGUUACCUGGUAGCAAUUGGUGACCAGAACUAACUGCGGGCGGUGGUUGCAUCAGGGGCCAUACAUAUACAGCAUUUUGUGCGCCCCCAAAUUCAUUGUUUAUUAAAUGUAGACACGUAGCAGGCAUGCUUAAACGCCAGAGCGAUGACGUCAUGGUGCGCACGCAUUGCCGAGUUCGUGAUGAGGAACAACUAAUCACAGCGGGCAGAUAUCUUUUCCUUCAUUGGUAAAUAUCAGUCUGUGGUAAAUAUGGAGAAGAAGGUGAUCAUUUUUGUGUAGGGCUGCCAGAGCUUUACAUUUGACCUACACACAGACAACACCUGGAAGAAGAUCAGCUCUGCACCUAGGAUUUGAGGUAAAUAGACUAUGAUAUGGGGCUUGUUGAGGUUGCUUAGCAACCUCAGAAGCAACCUGCCACCAUUCUCCGGAAAGGCACAAUAGUGGCACCUAGUGCCUGACAUCACGUCUUGCAGGUGGUUAAAGAUGCAGCAUGUGUACGGCCUCUUAAAUUACAUUAUGAUGCGUUCAAUCACUAGUCAGUAAAAAUGAUUAUUGUCUGCAGGUAAAUUGUAAAGUUUUCAUGAUGUGUUAAAUGUAAUCUUGUAAAAUGUAGUUUUUGGUUAGAAACUUGAAUAAA
Epinephelus lanceolatus (giant grouper) is the source of this 3263-nucleotide messenger RNA. The record is from RefSeq and is a predicted model, not a curated record. NCBI's taxonomy places the organism in Eukaryota, Metazoa, Chordata, Actinopteri, Perciformes, Serranidae.